Molecule: messenger RNA, 477 nt
Organism: Zasmidium cellare ATCC 36951
Lineage: Eukaryota; Fungi; Ascomycota; Dothideomycetes; Mycosphaerellales; Mycosphaerellaceae
Exons: 2
Coding region: 1-477 (158 amino acids)
Source: RefSeq, a predicted model, not a curated record
AUGCCUCACUGGCAAAUAUUCCAUGGCCCUGACGCAUUCCAGGAUGAUGCUCACAAGCAAGCCCUGGCCCGGGCAAUCACCGCUCACUAUGCGAGAGUGAUGCCAGCAUUCUAUGUGGUCGUCAACUUCAUCCAGGUGCCUCACUCAUCGCACUUCGUCGGCGGCGAGCAAGCCUCUGCUCGUGGGAAGCCGUUCGCUAGGAUCGCGAUAGCACACAUACACAUCAACUUGCCCCAGGACAAGAACGUCUACAAGUCACUCACCGAUAAAAUCGACAAGUUGCUAAAGCCGCACAUCGACGAUAAGGGGUACGACUGGGAGUAUCACAUCGACGAGACUGAGAGGCUCUUGUGGAAGAUUAACGGCCAGGCUCCUCCAGAGUGGAAGAGCGAGGAUGAGAAGGUGUGGAUGAGCAAGAACUAUCCGGUGCCUCCUGGUGAGAUGGCGCAGGCGAGGCGGAGUCUGUCGAAUCUGUAG